Molecule: messenger RNA, 1638 nt
Organism: Belonocnema kinseyi
Lineage: Eukaryota; Metazoa; Arthropoda; Insecta; Hymenoptera; Cynipidae
Product: zinc finger protein 888-like
Exons: 2
Coding region: 269-742 (157 amino acids)
Source: RefSeq, a predicted model, not a curated record
UCACAUAUUUAUAUUCCCAGGACAAGAAAGUUCGUCAAACAUAACGGCAAGACCAAAGAAUAAUUCAAAAUAUGCGACAAAAACGUGCACUAGUGGAAUUUCUUUUCCCAAUGAAUUUAGAAGCAAGACUUCGAUUAAGUACGACAAUGACGAAACCUUGGACAUUAAGGAUGAAAUCAUACAAGAUCGAGAAGCGGGAGAAGCUACAUGCCCAAGUUUUAAUACAAAAUAUGCGGUAAAAGAAUGCAUCGUAAAUAUAAACGUAAAUAUGUUAGCUGGUAACAUGAAACAACUGGGUCAAAAGAAGCAGUACAUUCAAAAUUUAGAACUGGAAGUUCAAUACAAAUGCAAAAAGUGUGCUCGGAGCUAUAAAGAGAAAAAGUAUUUGACUUAUCAUCAAAAAUACGAAUGCGAUGUCACGCCACAGUUUGCAUGUAAUUUCUGUGGCAAACUAUUUAAACGGAAAUAUCACGUGAAUGCUCACGAGGGUGUUGUUCAUCUUAAAUCAAACUCAAAGACAUCUAAAGCGAAAUCUAACGCGAAAAUCACGCAGCUAUCACACCACAAUUUAUUUGCGAUUAUUGUGGCCACAAAACGAGCAGAAAAUUUAAAUUGGGAACCCACAUUAAUUGUCGCCAUCGAGAAUAAUUUAUCAUACGAAACUUCUAUAUCUAAAGCAUUAUUUCGAAUACUAGUUAAUAUGUCAUAUCGCCAGGAAAAAAAAUUAAUACGACUUAUGUAAUCCAAAUCUUAUUGUAGCAAAGAAACUCGGAGUUACAGUUUUCCAAAAUGCUUUAAGAAAAUAGACAUGUUUAGAACAUGCAGCAGUCAAGCUAUGGUUUGUUUGCGAAAUUUGUGGUUAAAAUAACAAAUGGAAAAGUUGUACAGAUAUAUGGAUUCAUAUCAUCUUAUGCAAUAAAGUACGUUUCAACUCAAAUUUAGUUGCUAAAACUAUUUGUAAUAGAUCUUUUUUGUGUCAAAUUAAAUUGGUGUAGACCUAAGAUUAUUUGUUGUGAAAAUUUUCCUCAAAGGAUUCAACGGUUUCAAAUAUUUUUAUUUUUGAACUAUUCGGAAAUAAGAAAGAACCUCAUAUUCCCCUUUAAAAAUUAGCAUAAAUAUUUUUGUUGUCUUUAUACUUCAACUAAUUUCCUUUUAGAGAAAAAUGAUAUAGGUAUAAAAAAUUUAGAUUUCCAUUUUUUUUGUCAUUCAUGUGUACUAGUAACUUUUUCUAUUCACGCGAACAUGUGUAAUGUGAUUCCAAUUUUGCAGACAGUUAUCAAUGAUGUCUUACGAAUCGAGCACUUGUCAUUAGCUUAAGGUUUUAAAUCUUAUUCUAUCUUAUCUAAUUUUAUUUUAUAUAAUCUUAAUCUUAUUUCAAUCAUUUGUAAUCUUCCUAAUAAUUUAAAUAUUGUAGAAUUUAGAUGGCAGAAGUAGAAAUAAAAGUAUAUUUUACAACCACGAAAUAUUUCAAUAAUAUGAAAAUUCUCCGAAAAACGCUGCCUAUAAACGCGAAGAUUCUAAUGAUAAAAUAUUGAAUUGUCCAGAAUGUUCUGUCCUAUUUUUUAUGGAUAUAACUUUUACCAGAACAAUGCUGUAAAUAUGUUUCGAGAAUGAUCUGAAAGCUAAUAAUAUUUAGCG